AAUCAAACAACGAUUACAAAAACAAAUUACUAAGUCUAUAAAAAAUUACAAAUAUUUAUUUCAAAGGUAAAACAAAACCUAUCUUUGCAUUUUACCGGGACAAUAUGGUCCUAUGAAGUGUUAUUAAUUAUUUUAUGUGACAAUUAAGAACAAAAUGUACUAGAUAAUUACAUUAAAAAUGAACAGUUAUUUAAACGUAAUAAAUAUUUUCACCUACUGACGAUUAUGCUGCAUGCUUUUGUACCUUUAUUGGGAUAAUGCAUGUACAAAAUUCAUCAUUUGUUUGAUUAAUUCGAGGACAAUCCAAUGCCUAAACUAUCAUUAAGGAAUAGGCUUUUACACUUACGCAUAAGCACUUAUGCUGUAGUUGUACUAAGCCUCAUAGCAGUCGAACGGCUCUUCACAAGCUGUAGCAUUUAUGAUUAUAACUCAGUGCCGCGGGAACAGCUAACAGAUGCUAUUUAUACUGCUACUGUUCCUUUAACUAAGGCCAAAUUAUCCCAACCACACUGCCCAUAUGACCACAUACUUCAGGACAAGAACAGAAUUCAAAAUUGGGAAGUUCCUAGAAGUUCCAAGGAAAUUGGAAAUUUCUCUGCACAGGGUAUAGUGGAUGGGAGUUUUAUGCCUGAGAAUUGUCAGCCGAUGUUUAGUGUGGCGAUACUAGUCACCUAUAGGAACAGACAGCGGCACUUAGAUGUAUUUCUGCCAUAUAUGCAUAAUUUUUUGAGAAAGCAAAAUAUACAUUAUAAGAUAUAUCUCAUAGAGCAAUUAGACGAGAAACCCUGGAACAAAGGCGUGCUCUACAACAUCGGCGCCAAAUAUGCAAUAGCGGACAAGUUCCCGUGCCUGGUGCUGCACGACGUGGACCUGCUGCCGCUGGACGCCGCCAACCUGUACGUGUGCAUGGCGCAGCCCCGCCACGUGAGCGCCAGCAUCGACAAGUUCCGAUUUGUGCUCAUAUACGACUGGCUCGUGGGCGGGGUGAUGGCGAUCCGCUCCGAUCAAUACAUCAGUAUCAAUGGAUUUUCGAACAGUUUUCAAAAUUGGGGCGGUGAGGAUGACGACUUAGCUGACAGGAUACUGUCUAACAAUCUUGACAUUUUAAGAUUCCCCCGGGACAUGUCUGAAUACACAAUGCUGACUCACAGCCACGAGCCCGUGAACAGCGCUCGGGAGUCUGUCAUGCAGGAGAACAAAAUGCUCGGCCACAAGGACGGCAUGAACUCCGUCAAGUACGACUCUGUCCAGGUGAAGGCACAGCGGUUGUGCACGUGGAUUGGCGUUAAGUUAUAGCUUUAUUCAUUUUACAUACAGGCAGCACUGACCACUAUAAGGUGUUCUGGACUUCAUAUAGGCCAUGUAAAAAUGACUGCCCUAUAAUACGAGUAUUUUUGUCAUAUUGUCGCUAGUUAUGCUAUAUUGACGUGAGUGUACUUGGAACUUCUUGUUGAACACUAUUCAGCUUACUUCUUUGAUAACGAAAUUCAUUCCCAUACUCCAUUGGUUAAUAUUAAAAUGUCACAGCACGACGGCGACUUGCAUAAAAUCCGCUGUCUUUUCGUAUACAUGGUAUAUUUAAGUAUUUGACAUGCAGCUACAUAUUUGACAUUUCGCUUAGAUACUGGAGCAGGAGAACUAGUCAUAAUAUGAAGGGAAACAGGUGCUCGUAGUAAUAAUUUAAGAGGUUCAUUAGUGAAGCAUGAUGGUGGUUGUUCAGUAAUAUACAUUAGAUAAGAUGUGGUGAUUAGGUGUAUUUCUAGUAGGUAUUUUCUAGUUACGCUUUCAGAUCGAAAUAUCAAAUUAUGUAAAUGUUACUUACAAAAUUAGUACUUUAAUUACGUACAUCAUUUUUGUACACUAAAAUUUAGAAAUUUAUUUUUACAACCUGCUUAUUUUAGUGUAUUUUGUACCUUUUUAAUUUUUUAUUUUAUUUUAAGGAGUGUGAUAUGUCUUUCUAAAGAUCUAUUUAUUAUGAACUUUUAAUUUAUUUUUACAUUUUAAGACAAUUAAUUACUGUAUUAGAUAAGGAUAAGAACUUAAUUAUUAAGGAAUUAUUUAUUAAAAUCAAAUGCUUUUGCAAGGUAAUAUAGGUGGUUGAUUAUGCA
Amyelois transitella is the source of this 2108-nucleotide messenger RNA. Its product is annotated as beta-1,4-N-acetylgalactosaminyltransferase bre-4. Gene Ontology annotation, molecular function: N-acetyl-beta-glucosaminyl-derivative 4-beta-N-acetylgalactosaminyltransferase activity. The transcript is spliced from 4 exons. Gene Ontology annotation, biological process: carbohydrate metabolic process; glycosphingolipid biosynthetic process. The record is from RefSeq and is a predicted model, not a curated record. Bases 307 to 1296 code for a protein of 329 amino acids. NCBI's taxonomy places the organism in Eukaryota, Metazoa, Arthropoda, Insecta, Lepidoptera, Pyralidae.